This is a messenger RNA of Bubalus bubalis (water buffalo), 3567 nucleotides long. It is a transcript of the gene SLC9D1, whose product is annotated as transmembrane and coiled-coil domains 3. Gene Ontology annotation, biological process: potassium ion transmembrane transport; proton transmembrane transport. The coding region runs from base 467 to 2623 and encodes 718 amino acids. Gene Ontology annotation, cellular component: membrane. Gene Ontology annotation, molecular function: potassium:proton antiporter activity. The record is from RefSeq and is a predicted model, not a curated record. Lineage: Eukaryota; Metazoa; Chordata; Mammalia; Artiodactyla; Bovidae. The transcript has 14 exons.
CUCCCGGCGUGCACCACGCCGCCCCGCCCCGGGCCGGGGACACCGCGCCCCACCUCCUUAAAGGAGCCGGGACGCCCUCUCGGCUGCGUCGGCGCCGAGCGCGUUCGGGAGACGGCGGGCAGAGCGGGCCCUCUGGGCGCCUGACCUGGGCCCCGCCCCGGGGGCGGCCCUGCCGCCUGGGAAGGGAUGCGGAGAAGUCGCCUCCCUGUCCUCCUCUCCGGAGAGCCGGACCCAGGACGCGCCGCGGCCGGAACGUCCGGAGGUUUUGCACCUGCCAACCCUGAUCCCACUGGACCCUGGAGGCUCGCUCUGGAAUUCUUGCCUGGAGCUCUGGUGCCAGCAAUGAAUCAUCCUUCAACUAUAUGUGACAGUUCGUCUCUUCUUCAGCUGAACAUGUGUAUCUGAAAUGCCCGCUCAGCGUAGCCAGAGUCCCUGGGCAGCCCGGCCCUGUCCCUGAGGCUAGAUCAUGAAGGUGCCGGGGAGGAGCCGCUUCUGGAUGUGGCUUCCGUUCCUGCAGCUGCUGGCGAGCGGCGCGGAGCAGGAGGGCGUGGCGGGGCCCGCCGUCGAGCUGCCCCGUGGCCGGGGGGCGGCCGUCCCGCAGAGGAGGCCGUGGGUCCUGGAUGGCUGCAGGAGGCUCUCCGGGCUCCUGCGCCAGAAGGCCGUGGUUCUGAACAAGCUGGAGGACGCGAUCAGAGCGGUGGAGAGGGACGCCAGCCUCUCGGACCAAGAGAAGCUGUUCCGGGUGCACACGCUUGAGAUUUUCCAGAAAGAGCUGAAUGAAAGCGAGAACUCGGUCUUCCAGGCCGUGCACGGCCUCCAGAGAGCGCUCCAAGGUGACUACAGGGACGUGGCCAACAUGAAGGAGAGCAGCCGGCAGCGCCUGGAGGCCCUGCGGGAGGCGGCCAUCAAGGAGGAGACAGAAUAUGUGGAACUUCUGGCAGCAGAAAAACAUCAAGUUGAAGCCCUUAAAAACAUGCAGCAUCGAAACAAGAGUCUGUCCAUGCUGGAUGAGAUCCUUGAAGACGUGCGGAGGGCAGCCGACCGUCUGGAGCUGGAGAUCGAGGAGCAUGCCUUCGAUGACAAUAAGUCGGUCAAAGGGGUCAAUUUUGAGGCGGUCCUGCGGGUGGAGGAGGAGGAGGCCGACCCUCAACAGAACCUCAGCAGGCGGGAGGUGGAGGAGGACCUGGGCCUGAGCAUGCUUAUCGACUCCCAGAACAACCAGUACAUCCUGACGCGUCCCCGGGAUGCCACCAUCCCACGGGCUGACCACCACCUCAUAAAGGACCUCGUCAGCAUUGUGAUGCUCUCCCUGCCUUGUGGCUGGCUCUGCACCACCAUCGGACUGCCCACCAUGUUCGGCUACAUCAUCUGCGGCGUGCUGCUGGGGCCCUCCGGACUCAACAGCAUCAAGUCGAUUGUGCAGGUGGAGACGUUAGGAGAAUUUGGUGUGUUCUUUACUCUGUUCCUCGUCGGCUUAGAAUUUUCCCCGGAGAAGCUAAGGAAGGUAUGGAAGAUCUCCCUGCAGGGGCCCUGCUACAUGACUCUGCUCAUGGUGGCCUUCGGCUUGGUCUGGGGCCACCUUCUGCAGAUCAGACCCACCCAGAGCGUCUUUAUCUCUGCCUGCCUGUCCUUGUCGAGCACACCUCUGGUGUCCAAGUUCCUCGUGGGCAGCGCGCGCAGUGACAAGGAAGGCGACAUCGACUAUGGGGCAUUGCUGCUGGGGAUGCUGGUGACUCAGGACGUGCAGCUGGGGCUGUUCAUCGCCAUCCUGCCCACGCUCAUCCAGGCGGGAGCUGGUGCUCAUGCCAGCGUCGCCAUGGAGGCCCUGCGGCUCCUGGCCCUGGUCGGGCAGGUCCUCUUCUCGCUCGCCGCCGUUCUGCUCGUCUGUCUGCUGGUGAGGACCUAUCUCGUAGGCCCUUACUGCCGGAAGCUGCACGUGGAGAGCAAAGGGAACAAGGAGAUCCUGGUCCUGGGCGUCUCCGCCUUCACCUUCCUCAUGCUGACGGUCACCGAGCUGCUGGGUGUGUCCAUGGAGCUGGGCUGCUUCCUGGCUGGAGCCCUGGUGUCCUCCCAGGGCCACGCGGCCGCCGAGGAGGUCGUGUCCUGUGUGGAGCCCGUCCGCGACUUUCUGGCCAUUGUGUUCUUCGCGUCCAUAGGCCUUCACGUGUUCCCCACCUUCGUGCUCUACGAGCUCACUGUCCUGCUGGUCCUCACGCUCUCGGUGGUGGUCAUGAAGUUUGUCUUGGCAGCCCUGGUCCUGUCCCUGCUCCUGCCCAAGACAAGCCAGUACAUCAAGUGGAUCGUGGCCGCUGGGCUGGCCCAGGUCAGCGAGUUCGCACUGGUCCUGGGGAGCCGGGCACGCAGAGCCCGAGUCAUCUCCCGAGAGAUGGUGCCAUGGCCUCCGAUCCUUGGGCACGUGGACACAGGGGCUCGGGGUUGCCUGAGGAGCCCGGCCCUGCGGCGCCCCUGCUGGCACUGCACCUUGUCCGCGUGCCUCCGCCUCCAGCCUGCGUCCUCUUUGCUCUCGCGUCUCCAGCACCCACGGCAGAGCCAGGAGCUCGUAAGACCGCGUGAAACCUAUCUGAUGUGCUGGCAGCAAGUGUUCCCUCAAAUGUGGAGUUAAUACCACUCUGUGAAGAGGAAAUACUGUUGGAAAAGCCCUGUGCUUGGAGAGGCCUGGACCCUUAGCACUGCCUGGAGUCAUGAGGACGGCACCGGCCUGGGCCCACUCCGCUCUGGCCCUGGGACGUGGCCUCCUCACCUUUUACUCAGCAGUGUCUUCACCCUCGCCUCUCUCUGUCCUUAGCAUCCAUAAGCCUGCUCCAGGCUACCCCGUCGCAAACUCACAAACUCAACCCCAUCUCUCAACCCCUGUCCUCAUGCUCCCUUUCCCGUGUAGACUCAAGCAGGCCCAGAGUCCUGCUAACCCCUGUGUGUGGGACUGCAGACCACCUGCCUCCCAGAAGCAAGCCUUGACCCAUCACCAUUUCCUCUGGGCCUGUGCAUGCCCCAGCAGAAACUUCAGGCCAGAAGGAAGUGGCAUGAUAUACUUCAAGUGAAAAGAAAAGACAUACAACUCAGAAUACUCUACUUAGUAAGGCUGUUACUCAGUUUGAAGGAGAAAUGAAAUUUUACAGACAAGUCAGAUUUUCUGCAGGACAGAGCACAUGCUCGGCCACAAAACAAAUCUCCCUAAAUUUAAGAAAAGUGAAAUCCUAUCAAGCAUCUUUUCCAACCACAACAGUAUAAGACUAGAAAUCAGCUGAGAAUGAGAACUGCAAAAACACGAGCACGUGGAAGCUAACCGAUGCUGCUAAAUGGCAAACGGGUCACCAAAGAGGUGAGAGUACCCGGAGGUGGAUGAAAACGAGACAGUGGUCCUAAAAUCUACGGGACGCAGCAAGGCGGUUCUGAAAGGGAAGCUCACAGUGAUAGAAGCCUACGUCAGGAGACAAGAGAAUCUCAAAUUCUACUCUAUAAAACACUUAAGUCAAAAAGAUACAUGCACUUCUGUGUUCAUUGUGGCAUUAUUGACUAUAGCCAAGAUACGGAAGCAACCUAAGUGUG